AUGGCACGGCCUGAUGCCCAGGUCGCUCGCCAGUCCGUCUUUCCAGUCAAAGCCAACUCGACCACCCACGAGGCUGUCCACCCCCAAAGCAAUACCGACCACGGUGCUCCUACCAAGCGAAAGCGCAAGCGUCGUGUUUCUGAUCCCGCCGAUGCUAUGAAGAUUGCAGCAAAGCGUCGUCGCGGGGUUACAUGUGCUACUACAGUGACUGAACAUCCUUACGCUCCCACUGCUCCAAGGGUGACUGAGCAUCACGGUGCUCCCACUACUCCUAAGGCAGCUCCCACUGCUCCUAAGGCAACUAGCCGUUCGUCUAAACCUACCAGUAAAGCCGUCAUUAAGCAAGACAUUCCAAACAUCCGAUACAUUCCCACUGGAAGUACCGAUUAUGACCUAGCGAUUAGGACCGAGGAUCCCCCCGCGUGGGCUCAAUGGGCUACUGAUCUACGCAAGGAGAUCCGUGCUCUUCGUCACCUUCCAGAUGUCGGCCCUUACACGCUUGGUAUUAUUGCAAUGAUGACCGAGGACGGAGUAUGGCCUAAGGACUCCAAAAUCGGUCUAGGUGGAGAGUAA
Letharia lupina is the source of this 573-nucleotide messenger RNA. RefSeq lists its product as uncharacterized. NCBI's taxonomy places the organism in Eukaryota, Fungi, Ascomycota, Lecanoromycetes, Lecanorales, Parmeliaceae. The coding region runs from base 1 to 573 and encodes 190 amino acids. The record is from RefSeq and is a predicted model, not a curated record. The transcript has 3 exons.